Messenger RNA from Kwoniella botswanensis, 489 nucleotides. RefSeq lists its product as uncharacterized. The transcript has a single exon. The coding region runs from base 1 to 489 and encodes 162 amino acids. The record is from RefSeq and is a predicted model, not a curated record. Lineage: Eukaryota; Fungi; Basidiomycota; Tremellomycetes; Tremellales; Cryptococcaceae.
AUGUCUGAUACUACUUCAAGUAUUGGCUCCACUAAGGAUGGAAUCACCGUCACUUCCAGAGGGUUGGAACGUCGAGGAUCAUCUACAAUAAAAAGCUCUCGUAAGAGCUCACAGGAAAAACAUGAACAGCCGAUGAAGGAGCAGAAAGAAAGGCUUUUCGGAGGCAAUGAGAAGGAAGAACAAAAUGUUCGUAGGGGAUUGACCGCAUCUCAAUGGAGUGGUGUAUCCAAUUUCGGAGGUAAGAAUAUCAAGACCACCACUCCCGUAGGAUCACAUACCAAGUCAAAGUCUAAGUCAUCCUCCACUGAUGAUACAGAGCAAGGAGCACAAGAAACAGUGGAAGCUGUUGAAUCAGCUGGAUCUGGAAGUAGUAAUCUAGAUGGCACCGAUAGACAUCCCAGUACAACCAGAAGAAGAAGUUCAGUGACUUCCGCCACAAAGCCUGGUCCGAGAAUGACUGCAAUGCUCAACUACAUAACCAAGACCUGA